AUGAGUGAUAAAGCGGAGGAAACACUCCAUCAAAUUAUACAGACAAACUUCGAUAAUUUAAGAGAUGAUCUUCAAAAAUUCAUUACGUAUAAUGAUCAAGUUGUUGCCAAAGAACAAAAUGAUGUUUAUUCACCAAUUAUCGCAAAACUUACAGAUGAAUUGAAUUCUUACCAAACACAAUUUGAACAAAUGCAAACACUCACACAAGAUAAUACUGCUGAAUUAACACGCAAAGAGAAUAUAUUACGUAAGUUAGUUGAAAAGAGUGCACUUUUACAUACCAAAGUUCGUAAUAGUAAUAUUUCAUCACGAGCAUUUCAUACAUGGAUAGAAGACGGCACAGAAAAGCUUAUACUCACCCGCCGUUUUGAAUCUAUUUUCAUUAAAAAGGCAACAGAGCGUGUAUUCUUCCGCCGUUGGAUUCGAAAGAUGCACAAAAGGAGAGAGGAUAGACUUGAACUUGAAGCUAGACACAUUUACGAAAAAGAAUCUAAAGAAUCCAGCAAAAGAUACAACGCCCAGAUUACAAAGCUUGAGGAAGAGCUUGCUGCAGCACGUGCAGAAUUAGAAUCCAAGCAAAAGAGUUUCUUGGAAAUGCAACAACGUCUUAGAAAAGCUUUUAUGCGCGGUGUUGUCAACCUUAACCUUGAAGCUAUGGAUGUAUUCAAUGGAGCUCAGUUCAUGAACUUAGUACAGGAAGUUGAAGGGGGUACUGGAGGCGUUCAUGACUCAGAAAAUGAAGUUGAAGAAGGUGAUGAUGAGUUCUACGUCGAAGAAGCUCCAAAUGUUGCCGUUAUUAGGCAUUAA
Trichomonas vaginalis G3 is the source of this 807-nucleotide messenger RNA. Its product is annotated as centrosomal protein poc5 family. The record is from RefSeq and is a predicted model, not a curated record. The coding region runs from base 1 to 807 and encodes 268 amino acids. NCBI's taxonomy places the organism in Eukaryota, Parabasalia, Trichomonadida, Trichomonadidae. Gene Ontology annotation, cellular component: centrosome. The transcript has a single exon.